UCGUGUGUGUGUUCACAGCGAGAGGGAAAAUGUCGGCGCGCUGUCGAUGGGAUUUGCCGUGCCGCCAGUGAACAGUCCGUCCGUGACACGUUAGAACGAUUUUAUUGCGACUUCGGUGACCCUGACUGACCGAAAUUCGGCCCGUAAACCUCUAUACGGCACGGUCAAUUUACGUACCCUCGAUUCCGCUCGACCUUCGUGCGUGAGAGAAAGAGAAAGAGAGAGUAAAGGGAGUCAGCAUUGCCAGCAAGGAAGAGAAACGGAGAAAGGGUGAGAGAUAUUGGUAGGACGGUUAGGGAUCGAGCGAAAGACAUCGGGUGAGAGAGAAGGACGGAGGGCAGGUGCGAAAUCACCCUACCGUGUAGAGGUCCUCGUAUAAGGUAGCGCAAGGGAAGAGCGGAGUGUGGAGGUGAGAGAAAAGGCAUACGGAGGUGAGCAGUGACAUGGCGUCGUUGGCGAUAUCAAUAGCGAAGAGUGAAUUCAUCGUGGGUGGCAAGUAUAGGUUGAUGAGGAAGAUCGGUUCGGGCUCCUUCGGCGACAUUUACCUCGGCAUUAACAUCUCCAAUGGCGAGGAAGUUGCUGUUAAGUUGGAGAACAUGCGAGCUCGACAUCCACAACUUUUAUAUGAAUCAAAGUUAUACAAAAUAUUACACGGUGGUAUAGGAAUACCACACAUACGUUGGUACGGUCAAGAACGUGAGUAUAAUGUUCUUGUUAUGGAUCUUCUUGGACCAUCUCUGGAAGACCUUUUCACUUUCUGUUCAAGAAGGUUUACAAUCAAGACAGUUUUAAUGUUGGCAGAUCAGAUGAUUGGUAGGAUUGAGUAUGUUCAUUGCAAACACUUUAUCCACAGAGAUAUAAAACCAGAUAAUUUUUUAAUGGGAAUUGGGCGACAUUGUAACAAGUUAUUUCUCAUCGAUUUUGGUUUGGCUAAAAAGUAUAGGGAUAGUCGUACAAGACUGCAUAUAAUAUAUCGUGAAGAUAAAAAUUUAACGGGUACUGCGAGGUAUGCUUCUAUCAAUGCGCAUCUUGGAAUUGAACAAAGUCGUCGCGACGACAUGGAAUCACUCGGCUAUGUUCUUAUGUACUUCAAUCGGGGAUCGUUACCGUGGCAAGGUCUUAAAGCUGCGACGAAGAAGCAGAAAUAUGAAAAAAUUAGUGAGAAAAAAAUGUCUACACCAGUAGAAGUUUUAUGCAAGGGAUUUCCUGCCGAAUUUGCAAUGUAUUUAAAUUAUACGCGAGGUCUGCGCUUUGAAGAAAGCCCGGACUACAUGUAUUUACGCCAACUUUUCCGCAUACUUUUCCGUACAUUGAAUCAUCAAUAUGAUUACACAUUUGAUUGGACGAUGUUGAAGCAAAAGGCAGCAGGUAGUAAUAUUAGCGGUGGAGUAUCAACAGCUGGACCAGGUCUUUCUCAAGGUGCUCAAGGUGCUCAGGGGCAAGGACAAGGUCAAGGUCAGGCACCUACUCAGGCCACCGCUCAAUCAGGAGCACGCUAAGACUAUAACUCAUCAUUGUAGCAACAAUCUUAAUUGCGAUAACUAAAGUGUUUCAAACGAGGUACCGAAUUUCUUACAGAAUUUAUUAUUCAAAAAAUUAUCAGUCAACACUCUAAUUUCACGCAAAGAAAGAUUAUGAUGUAAACUACAAAACAAAUGUAUGUCUACAAAUGCCAACAUUCGUGUAUGUGCGACAAGAGGAGUGUAGUUGUAUUACACAUUUACUGAAUCAUAUGAGAUGUUGCAACAUUGACAACUUAAGAGUUUUGGCUGAUUGAACUUUUUGGAUUUUGAAAUCCGAGUGAGAGACUAGCCAGCCAGAAAGUUGCUUGUUCUUAUUUUGUUAUUACGUAUUUAAUUUACCGUUGGUAAUCAUUGAAAAUAAAGGUUUUGUUGCCCUGAGGAAGAUUGUAAGGAAGUAAAGAUAGACUGGGUUAUUUAAUUCGCAAAAAUGUGCAACUUUUAUGGAGAGAAAGAGAGGAUAUUUAGACCAUUCUCGGAUGCUCGCGUUAAUCUGCGAAGCGUAUGGUUUAAAAUUUUAUAUCUGUUCUACAAACAAGAAAGGAGAGAUUCAAAAAAUAUGUGAGUGUUUUGUGAGAGUAUGAGUACUACUGUGGCAAACUGAUAUUCUGCUUCCUAAAUUUUGUUUUGUCUUCAAUAUAUAAUGUGAUCAUAUUAGAGUAUGUAGAAUGUUGAGAAAGUGUUAAUAUUUUUCUUAUCAAGGAUGGUAUGUCAAUAGUAUCAAAAGUAUUCUACCGUUGCACAUACUUUUGGUACAUUUGACCAGAAUAAUUUUUUUUUAUAUAAAUGAACGAUUACGUCUCUCUCCGAUAUAAUAUUGACAAGUUAAAGUAAUAUUAAAGAUACCUUAAUGUUAAGGCAACACUCUAACUGUUAAGUAUGUACUGUGCUGUAUUGAGUAACGAGUACUCCAUCGAGAAA
This is a messenger RNA of Cyphomyrmex costatus, 2441 nucleotides long. RefSeq names its product casein kinase I. The transcript has 6 exons. Bases 444 to 1499 code for a protein of 351 amino acids. Gene Ontology annotation, biological process: protein phosphorylation. Lineage: Eukaryota; Metazoa; Arthropoda; Insecta; Hymenoptera; Formicidae. Gene Ontology annotation, molecular function: ATP binding; protein kinase activity. The record is from RefSeq and is a predicted model, not a curated record.